Molecule: messenger RNA, 2574 nt
Organism: Corticium candelabrum
Lineage: Eukaryota; Metazoa; Porifera; Homoscleromorpha; Homosclerophorida; Plakinidae
Product: serine-rich adhesin for platelets-like
Exons: 2
Coding region: 349-2574 (741 amino acids)
Source: RefSeq, a predicted model, not a curated record
GUGUGUCUGUCUGUCUGUCCGUCUGUCCGUCUGUCUGGGUUUUUAGUCUAAGCUCAAGUUGUCUACUAGUACAGCAAUUUAGAAAAAUAUAACAAUCUGUAUGUCUGUCAGUUUGUCUGUCCAUCUCUCACAAGACCACCAUCUGCUCUCAUUACCACAUUCUCAUCACCAAAUUCCCGGAAGUGUUUCCAGGUCUACGUCAUCGCACGAUUACAGGCCUCUCUCUCAACAAUCGUUCCAGUCUCGACUAUGUCCACAUCGUACGACCCUCCACGCGACUCAAUAACAACCUCACAGUAAGCACAACACUCACAAUCCCCUCACCUCGCCACAACCCGCCAUCGAUCGAUGAGUGAAAUGAAAUCAUCGAGUUUACCCGCUUCUCGCCGCCUUUCGACUCUCAUUCUACUACUAACACCCGUCAUCACCAUUUCUCUAUCAAUCGAGCCGUCUGAUGGCUGUUUCACGACAAACGGAAUGGCAGAAAACGUGAGCUUCAAUGCGUCAUCAAUGGCCGUCGUUGAGAGGCGCCCUGACGUCUCUACGGCCUUUGAAAUGACGUUGGAAUUUAGAGUGAAGGUGCUGAAUGACGGAUCCGUGCUGAGAUUGAUUGUGGAGGAGAGUGGGGCGUCGUUUAGUGCCGGAAUUCGCUGGUUGUUGCCAUGUUUUCUAUUGCAGAGUAAUAGUAGCAAACCGGAAGUGAAGCAAUUGAGUGAAACGAUUUGUCCUGGUGUGACAGUCGACGGCUGGUAUGAUGUUGGUAUAGAGUUGGGGUCGAUGUUGAGGGUGGAAAUCGGUGGGAUGAGUGCGAAUGUUUCUGUGUUGUUGAACAGUCCGAGUUUCGUGUCGAUUAAGUUUGGUUGUGAUGAGGAGGAGAGUAGAGAGAGUGGGUUUACUGGAUGUGUGAGUCAAGUGCGUUUGAAUAAGAUGCUUGUUAGGUUGAGAGAGGAUUCGGUGGAGCAGAGGCAUUUGUCAGAAUGUGGAAGAGAAAAGACGUGUUUAUCACCCCUCUCUCCUUUACCGACUCGAACUUACCUCCUUAACACUCCAAUAGUAACUCCAACGCUGUCACUCUCACGUCCAUCAUUGACAAGCAACAAGAUGACACUCACGUUUUAUCCGACUCGUUUUACGAAGCCAACAAGCAGUGUGUUAGUCAAUAAUGUCAUUACUUCGUAUCAUUCGUUAUUGGAAAGCACACCUAUCUGGACAACGACGGGAAUCCUUGUGAGCAGUGACGUCAGCAGCAUGAAAGAUUUGCUUUCUGAUUCGUCAUCCGACGUUGUAGCAUUAGCACGUGACGUAUCUGCCUCUGUCACUGACCGUUUAUCUUCUGAUAACUCAGUUAGUCAGUCACACUCUUUAGUACAAUCUGUUGCAAUGACAUCAUCUCAUGUAAACACAACCGGAACUAACAUGGGAACUAGAAUUGAUACAGACACUCAACUCAUGCCUAGCACCACACUCGAUGUAAUUACCACUGGCUCUAGCUUAAUUCCCUAUUAUGCCCAUGAUGUUGACACUCAAUCCCAAAGGCUUGGCGUCUCUAUGGAAAUGAUGAUUAAGCCAACUUGGACUACUUUGAUGCCUACACCAACACCUACGCUAACACUUAAAAUGAAUGUGUUGACAUCAACUAAAACUCUCAUGUCUGAGCUUGAAGUUGAUCAUAUCAACACAACCCCAAGAGUUUUAGUAGAGAGUUUAUCAAGUAGCUCAACGAUUGCUGCCAUGGAUGGUUACGAGACAAGCAGCUCGUUGAGUAUGAAUACCAAAUUGAGUGAGUUAGUACAGAGGAGCCCAUCAGUUGAUGCUAUAACAUCAACAGAUGUAGUGACAUCUGAACAUUCGGAUGUAGGAAUGGCUGCGAUUUCGACACAGAGUCGACCUUCGGUCUCUUCCAGUGUUUAUGACGCAGGUGGUGCUGCUAGCUUAUUAACUAUGAGCACGAAAUUGAGUGAGUUAGUACAAAGAAUGACGUCAAUUGAUACUGUAAGAACAACAGCAACUGAUGCUAUAACAAUAUCAACUGAUGCUACAACAACAAGAUCAAUUGAUGCUACAACAACAACAUCAAUUGAUGCUAUAACAACAACAGCAAUUGAUGCUAUAACAACAACAUCAAUUGAUACUGUAACAGCACCACCAAUUGACGCUAUAACAACAACAAAUCUAUUACCAUCUGAACAUUCGUAUGUAGCAGUGACUGCCAUUCCAAUGCAGAGUCUACUUUCGGUCUCUUCUAGUGGUUAUGAUGCAGAUGGUGUUGCUAUCUCACCAACCAUGAGUAUGAAACUGAGUGAUGUAGUACGAUCAACAGCAUCAGUUGUGUCUGAUGUGUCUGGUGUGUCUCAUAUGGAGAUGACGGUUUCGAUGGAGAGUGGAGACACGCACACAGCGAGCUCUGGUCACGGUGUGUUGUUGCGUGGGUAUAGCUCUGCUGUUCAAGGUGGCAGUGUGACUCCGACUGUUAUAGUGUCGUCGUCGGUUGUGUCUACAGUUGCAGCUACGCCCGUUCGUGUUAAUGUCAGUAACGAGUUGACGAAACUGGCUCGUGUAAGUGCUGUUGUGUGA